AGGGUGACUAUUACUCCACAGAUUGGAGUCCUGCUUCAAAAACGAGCAAAUAUUCAGGUACGUCAUUUAAGAAAAUUCUACUAAUACUUGAGCUAGAUAUCUGCUGUCAUCCCAACGAAAUAUACUAUACUUUUACAGGAAUUGAAAAGUAAAUUUAUGGAGACAGUACAUUAUUACAAUAUUCAAAUGAUUUUGUAUAUUUCUGUUUCCCAGGUGGCCCUCGUGUAUUGACCAAGAUAUCCAGUGGUGACAUAAAGGCAAAGGAAGGUGAUCUUGUCAACCUACUGUGUUCUGCUCAAGGUGAACUUCCAAUUACUUUCAGCUGGGAAAAAGACCAGAAGCCACUGGAAAGUUUCAUGGAGAAGGAAAAGCCCCAUCGCAGUUCUUUACUUGUUGUAACAGUGAAAGACCGAACAAGUUUUGGGAAAUAUAUUUGUCAUAUCGAAGAUCGAUUUCAAAGCACAAAUCAUACCAUUUUGGUCCAAAAACAAGAAGAUACAGGUAAUCUUUGCUUCUGUCGCUACUUGUGUUAAAAUAAAUAUAUCCAAGCCCACAAGAAAAUAAGUUAUGAUGUAGGCUAAACAAGUGAAAUAUUGUUUAAUACAUCGUAAUAUUCUUAAUCCUUCCAAAUUUCAGGCAACGAUGAAAAUAAUGAUGGUGGCGAUAAAUAUCUUGUAAUUGGAAUUAUAGUUUUAGCAAUUCUGCUGGUCAUUUCAUUCGUGAUUAUUGCUUAUUUCAUCUACCAAAUACGUCGACUAAAAUUAUCAAAGGCAAACCCGGAAAACAAGAGCAAGGACAGAAAUAAUUCAAAAGAUAUUUAUGAAAAUCCUGACAAAGUCAAAGAUGAUGCGAAUUAUGAACAAGUGGAAAAUGAAGAGUCGACGUAUACAGCUCUCAAUAGGACUGGGAAGGACAAAAAUGAUGAUCACUUCUAUGCCCAUCUAAAUGAAGUACACACGGAUUACGUAAAUCAGAAGGAAACUGGAAUCUAAGGGGGGGGGGGGGACUCUGGUCAGAAGCCCGUUUGAUUUUAUAUCUGGUGGAUAAGCUCAGUAUAGAAAAACAAGUAGGCAUGCAUACAGUCGCCAAACUAAAUCUUUACGACUUGAAUAGAAAAGUACCAAUCAGUAUUAAUGACUUAGACUGUUAUCAUUAUAUCCGAAAUACAUUAACUGUAAUCUAUAACUUUGUUUACAUUGCAAACUAGGUAUGGCCUGAUCCUUGCUCUGGCCUACAUUUUGGUAGAGUGAACGAACUUUGCCGUAGCCUAGUUAUAAUUACCCUCUUCAAACUUUUGUUCAGUUUGACGUAAUUCUACACCUUCCUAUAUUCAUUAGUACUAGUCAUGCGUUUUUAUGCGUUCACUUUUC
Paramuricea clavata is the source of this 1370-nucleotide messenger RNA. Lineage: Eukaryota; Metazoa; Cnidaria; Anthozoa; Malacalcyonacea; Plexauridae. The record is from the annotation of a GenBank genome assembly.